Impatiens glandulifera is the source of this 1328-nucleotide messenger RNA. RefSeq names its product U-box domain-containing protein 70. The transcript is spliced from 8 exons. Bases 128 to 1084 code for a protein of 318 amino acids. Gene Ontology annotation, molecular function: Hsp90 protein binding. Lineage: Eukaryota; Viridiplantae; Streptophyta; Magnoliopsida; Ericales; Balsaminaceae. The record is from RefSeq and is a predicted model, not a curated record.
GGCCAAACGAAACCAGUUCUAGCGACUGCCUGAGUUAACCCUUCAAUCUCAAAAACCCUAUUUUGAUGCUGACGAGUAGAAUCUGUAGGCAAAUCAAGUUACGUUGAUACUUUCUAGAAGUGAAACAAUGGCGAAUUCAGAUACAAAAUCAGUCUCGUCUUUGAAAGAUCAGGGAAACCAAUUCUUCAAAACUGGAAACUAUCUUAAGGCCGCCGCUCUCUACACUCAGGCCAUCAAAGGAGAUCCUUCAAACGCUACUCUAUACAGCAAUCGAGCUGCUGCAUUUCUCAAUCUGGUUAAGCUGAACAAAGCACUUGCAGAUGCUGAGACAACAAUCAGUUUAAAUCCCACAUGGGAAAAGGGCUAUUUCAGGAAGGGAUGUGUAUUAGAAGCCAUGGAGCGAUAUGAUGAAGCAUUAGCUUCUUUUCAAGUAUCCUUGCAGCACAAUCAACAAAGUUCAGAGGUAUUAAGAAAGAUCAAGAGGCUUGAACAGUUAGUGAAAGAUAAAACAAGAGCCGAAGAAGUGAAGAGCUUGAAGUCUAAUGUUGAUAUGCGGAAACAAUUGGAUUCAUUGAAAUCGGAUCUGUCUGAAAAGUAUGGAGACGAUGAGCAAUGGAAAGAUAUCUUCACAUUUCUUGUUGAAACGAUGGAGAGUUCUGUAAAAACAUGGCAUGAAACUUCUAAGGUUGAUGCUAGAGUUUAUUAUAUGGUUGAUAAGGAAAAAGCAGAUACUGAAAAAUAUGCUCCUGUUGUUAACAUUGAAAAGGCAUUUGAGUCACCUCACACACACAGCAGCUGCGUUGAAUUCCUACGACAGUAUGCUGAGGAUUCCUUCUCUCAUGCAGCUUGCUUAGUUGUGCCGAAGAAUAUCAUAUCAUAUCCCCAGGUAUGGAAAGGCCAGGGAUCAAGGAAAUGGAAGCAUGGCCAGAGUGACGGAUUCUUUGUUCAGUUUGAAUCUCCUUUCUUGCGGAAACUAUGGUUUGUUCCCAGUUUCUUGGAGAAGGGCCAAACUUUGUGCAAGGAUCCUGUUAUCUUGGACAUCGCGUCACAUGAACUUUUGCCCUUAAUAUUCAAACAAAGCUAGAUUGCAUGAGUUCCUGUCAGUUGAGUUUGGGCUCAUCGCAUCAUGCUAACUGGUAUGUUGGCGAUCAAUUUUAUGUUCUUUAUAGUCUGGUCCUAUGUUUUUUAGCAGGCUUUCUUGAUUUUCUACAUAAAAUUGUACUGUAGGCUGUUAUAUUUAUCUUGGAACUCAAUAUUGGGAGGAUUCAUUUGGUUUUGGAAAUGCUGUUUAUUUUACAAAUAUUUAUUAUCAUUCUCUUAUUGUUUCC